AUGGCCGACUUCCCCCAAAAUAAGGGCGCAGACUUAGAAAACUCCAGGGACCGCAAAGUCCUCGGCGACUACAGCGGGGCGCUCAGCUACGGCUCCACCGCCAAGUACCUGAACAUUACCGCCCUGGUGAUCAACAUCUUCCUCAUCUUCCUCUUCAUCGCCCUCCUCGCUACCGGCACCAUCGCCAUGGCGAACAUCUUCCACCAGCAGAAAGAGCAUUACCCCUUCCCCGGCCCCACUUAG
Messenger RNA from Charadrius vociferus (killdeer), 243 nucleotides. RefSeq names its product interferon induced transmembrane protein 1 (gene IFITM1). Bases 1 to 243 code for a protein of 80 amino acids. Gene Ontology annotation, biological process: negative regulation of viral genome replication; response to interferon-beta; response to interferon-alpha. The record is from RefSeq and is a predicted model, not a curated record. The transcript has 2 exons. Gene Ontology annotation, cellular component: plasma membrane. NCBI's taxonomy places the organism in Eukaryota, Metazoa, Chordata, Aves, Charadriiformes, Charadriidae.